Condylura cristata (star-nosed mole) is the source of this 3977-nucleotide messenger RNA. It is a transcript of the gene ZNRF1, whose product is annotated as zinc and ring finger 1, E3 ubiquitin protein ligase. Lineage: Eukaryota; Metazoa; Chordata; Mammalia; Eulipotyphla; Talpidae. The record is from RefSeq and is a predicted model, not a curated record. The transcript is spliced from 5 exons. The coding region runs from base 317 to 1000 and encodes 227 amino acids.
CGGCUCCCCCGGCUUUCGGGAGCCCGGGGGCGGCCUGUGGCGCGCGGAGCCCGCGCUGGACUGCGCUUCUUUGGACCUUGAGGGGAAACAUGCGUUCGGUUUGGAUCGUUUGAAAUUCUUAGUUUGGGAUCCCCGCCCGCUUGCCUCUUCCGCUCCGCGGGGUUGCUUUUCUUUUUUCUUUUUUCCCCCACCCGGGUUCUUUUCUUUUUUUUUUUUUGACUCCCCGUUUUAUGCUCGCCCAGCCCUCCCCCCGCUGCUGAGAAGUGGGGGAGGGUCUCGGCCUCCAAGCUCCCGCCCCACCGGGGCUCGGGCGAGCAUGGGGGGCAAGCAGAGCACGGCGGCCCGCUCCCGGGGCCCUUUCCCGGGGGUCUCCACUGAUGACAGCGCCGUGCCGCCGCCGGGAGGGGCGCCCCACUUUGGGCACUACCGGGCGGGCGGUGGGGCCAUGGGGCUGCGCAGCCGCUCGGUCAGCUCGGUGGCGGGCAUGGGCAUGGACCCCAGCACGGCCGGAGGGGUGCCCUUUGGCCUCUACACGUCAGCCUCCCGAGGGACCGGCGACUCGGAGCGGGCGCCGGGCGGCGGAGGGUCCACGUCCGACUCCACCUAUGCCCAUGGCAAUGGUUACCAGGAGACGGGCGGCGGUCACCAUAGAGACGGGAUGCUGUACCUGGGCUCCCGCGCCUCGCUGGCGGAUGCUCUACCUCUGCACAUCGCACCCAGGUGGUUCAGCUCGCACAGUGGUUUCAAGUGCCCCAUUUGCUCCAAGUCUGUGGCUUCUGAUGAGAUGGAAAUGCACUUUAUAAUGUGUCUGAGCAAACCGCGCCUCUCCUACAACGAUGAUGUGCUGACUAAAGAUGCGGGUGAGUGUGUGAUCUGCCUGGAGGAGCUGCUUCAGGGGGACACGAUAGCCAGGCUGCCCUGCCUGUGCAUUUAUCACAAAAGUUGCAUAGACUCGUGGUUUGAAGUGAACAGAUCUUGUCCAGAACACCCCGCGGACUGACCCUGCUGGGCUCGCUUGCUGACUUCUCUCAAAGAUUGCUGUCUGCUGCCAGCUAGAACCCACUCAGUGACAGAAACAGCCGAGACAGGUUCUCGCCGCAAGUUCUGAUGGCCGGGAGCAGACACCACGGUCUCCUCGUGCCCGGCGCCCAUCGGCCCUCUUCGUCACCAACCGCCUGGCCUUGGUUUUUCUCCCACUUUCCUGACUUGGUUUUGCACUUUCCUCCCCUUGGGACCCUGAUAUCUUGACUUCAUUGCCAAAAACAACCACCCAUCAAGGACCUUCUCCCCUGCCAUUCUCGUGUCUUCUCCCUUCUUUCCUCCUGGUUCUGGUCAGUUCAGAGGACGUAACAAUCACAAGUGUCCUGCAAAAAUGCCUGAACAUUUUUCUUAGACCCUUGUGGAUUUUUGUUUUCCAGAAAACUUAAACAAAAAAACGUACUAAAGGAACAUGUACAGCUACCCGUUUUCAGGCGCUCUGUUUGAGAACAUUUUAGCCAUUGAUGUUCACAUGUGGCAUCAGCCCCAUGCAAGAUAGGUUUCUGUAUUUAUAUAUUAAAACACACACACACAUACAACCUUAUAAAACUGUUUAAAAAUGUUCAAAGCUUGGGGAAAAAGCUUUCUUCAUUAGUCAAGGUGUUUUGAUAUGGUAUUAAAAUAAUGUCUAAUAAAAGCUGCACCGUGUGACUUUAUUUUAAUGAAGUACUGUUACACAAUCAAGCCAUGGGGUGGAAGGCCCAUCCCCACCCCCUCACCUACCUCCUUCACCUUCCUUCAGGCUCCUGCUCUGGGCUACAGGUGUGUGAAGGGUUCUCAUCUCUGGCUAGGGGGAAGGAGGCAGGUCAGACCCAAGACCUACAGGUUUACUGAUCCUCUCAAGCAUGGACACCAUCUGCUAUCACCAGUGGAGUGUUUGUGAUGAAAUUCUUCUGGAAAGAUCUGCAGGGGCGAAGAGUGCAGCCAUUGGAGGCUGCAAGGAUGUGGGUUCUUCUAGGUAUUCACCCCAAGGGCCCCCCCCCCUUUCAACUUCAGCUCCCCGUCCCACGGCCUGCCCUGCCUGUUGCUCAGCUCACAUCUCAGUGCUGACUCAUGGCAUGCUCCCUGGAGGCCCUGGUUUGGGGCUGCGCCAGCUCAGAGCCCUUGAACUAGAACCUGCCACUCAGGACUCACAGGAGUUGGCAGACCUCGGCUGGCGAGAAAGCUCAGGGCAGGGGCCAGUGGUGCGUGCCCAGCCUCUGUCCCUGUGCCAGACAGGCUCCGAGUGGCAUUCCAGAGCCUUCUGCAGAGCCUGUGAAGGAAAGCUCUAGAGGGAGAAGACCACAUCUGCUUGGCCCUAUCCCCUCAGACCUGCUCAGUGCUGUUGCUUCAGUGGGCUCUGACCCCUCCAGGCUCUGGCUUGAUCGUCCUCCAUCACAUGCUGCCUGAAGCACCUGCGCUCCAAGGGUGUUGCAGACUGGUGAGCAGAGGUGAGCUGGGCAUGUUCAGAGAGAUUUUGAAGGAGAGUUUGUGGGGCCUGUCCCACCACCUGGGGUGCAGACCCCAGGGAUGACAGUCUGUGCACCAAGAACAUGGGCUCCAAACUGCCUCCAGGCGGGCUCCUCUACUUGGACACGUUCUUGGGGAAACGACUUCAUCUCAACUUCAGACUCCUCACUUGUGAAGUGGGGACAAAGUCACGCAGCAGCUCAGAGGUCACCAUGAGAAACAGAUCUGCCCAGAAGCCCCUGGCACACACGUAGCAGGCUCCCUCGAUGCUUUGUCACCGCAAAAAGCACUGUUCUAUUCGCAGUACCUCCCGCUUCUGCCUGGCAACUGUGUCUCCCUGUUCUAUAUUUAAGUCCUCCAGCAAAGCUAGCCCUGAAGCUCUCCUUGCCUGACCCCUGGGCUGUAGACAGAGGCCUGUGUGCCCACCUCGGUGGCCUAGACCCAGCAGCCUUGAGUGAACCGAGUGGUCAUGAUCUGGGCGGGGCCGGGCAGGAGCCCACGCUGGGUGCUAUUCCAAGCUCCUGGGGCUGGUGCUUAUCCCAACCCGCGUGACUUCCACUCCACCUGGCACGCUGCAGCCCCCUGCUGGUUGCCGCAGCCUCUGGAUUCACACUCAAAUUGCCAGCUCUUGGGAAGGGGUGGGAUAUGGGUUUGUCCAGGACUCCCAGGUGGAACUGGAAUGCCAUCCUCCACCCACGCGCCCCUCUGAGCUUGCUUUUCCUGGGAGCGGGGAGAGUCCGUAUGAGUGAGGAGAUGGGUUCCACCCGCCCCUCUGCAAAGGCCAGCACCCACCGCUGUCCUUCCUGGAUAAAAGCACCUCAUGAAGACCAUUUACCUAAUAGCCACUUAAUGGUGUUGAGUCUUUAGGAGAAUGUCCUUAUCCUUAGGAGGUAGAUACUGAACUACAUAGUGAAUGACAUCAAGAAAUGCGGAACUUAAUUCCAAAUGGUGCCCCCAAAAGUACACACACAAAACAUGUAAAGCAAAACUAUUCAUUGUUAAAUCUUCAGUAGCUGGUAUUUCAGUGAACAGUGAGUGUACUUGUUCUUUCAAUUCUGUAUGUUUGGAAUUUUUCCUAAUAAAAAAUUGUGGGGAAACGGCUAUUUGCUGAGCGCCUACUAGUUGCCAGGCAUUGGAGGGGGGAUGGAGGAGAACCCUGCCUAGGAGGGGAGGACCUGUGCCCCAGGGCUUGGGAAGGGGGAAGGCGGCUUGUGGAAGGGCAGGCCCUGGUGAGCUCAGUCCAUGGAGUGGAAUGCUGGGGACCACCAGAUGGGUCACGGCUGGGGGAGUUGGGGAGGGAGCUUGUGAGAACUACCCCAUGCCACCCUGUGCCACAGCUGCACUUGUGGGGUGGGGAGAAAUGUGUUCCCCAGAGACGUGUCCUCAAGGCACAGCAGUUCCACAGAGGAGUAUGACAGGAAAUUAACAGGGCUCUCUUCCCAGGGCCUGUCUGCCCAGCUGGUGGGACGACAUGUGGAGGGGCUAACAGG